This is a messenger RNA of Acipenser ruthenus (sterlet), 6328 nucleotides long. Its product is annotated as REST corepressor 3-like. Gene Ontology annotation, molecular function: transcription corepressor activity. Gene Ontology annotation, biological process: negative regulation of DNA-templated transcription; regulation of transcription by RNA polymerase II. NCBI's taxonomy places the organism in Eukaryota, Metazoa, Chordata, Actinopteri, Acipenseriformes, Acipenseridae. The record is from RefSeq and is a predicted model, not a curated record. Bases 1518 to 3164 code for a protein of 548 amino acids. Gene Ontology annotation, cellular component: transcription regulator complex; histone deacetylase complex. The transcript is spliced from 12 exons.
UACGCAGCAUAAACUUCGGGUGAGGUUUUGUGCAAACAGCUGAUCCCUAUAAGAAAAUAGUUAGAACACUAAUUUGAAGAAAGUAUAAUAAUGCAUGUUUUAUUUAUUCCACACCUCAUUAAUGCAGUGGUUUCAUUUGCAUGGUAGUUUCUAUACUGUCAUUUAUAAAUUCUGUGCCGUGAAUAGAAAAUACAUUUUAAUUGAAGCUGCGUAUUUGUCCCAAUGCUAAACAAAACAAUUGCGUUGCUGUUCGGUUUUGCCAAGAUCGUAAUAUUACUACUGCAUCAUAAAGAAAAUACAGCUGCAUAAGGAUUAUACCUUUCUAUCACAGAAUAUGUUCUUUAAAAUCACGUGAGAGAAGUGGCUUAUGAACAGUAAGUACACAAGUUUCUUAUUAUGUAUAUUAUUUAAGUUAAAGCUGCCAAUUGUCCUGGGAAAAUAUAAAUCAAAUUCUGUUUUUACGUAGCAGGUGCCUGCAAACUGUACCAUAUUACUGUAUUACUGAAGGUUAAAUAUUAAUUAAUUUAGCUAAUUGAAGUGUUUCAUAUGCAAUAUUAAGCAGUGUAUAUUUUAAAACAAACUGUUAAGUUCGUUUUAAAAUGGAUGUCACCAGGGACCAAAGAUGAGAGUCCCUCUUAAGCAAUGACCUGACACACCACCUGGAAAGCCUCUUUGGCCUUGAAUCUCACUCUUUAGGACAACCAACCCUUGGCAUCUGUCUUGCAGAUAAAAGCGUGUUAAUAUUACCUUGGAUAUUACCUCCUGCAAUAAUAACAUAUUAAGCUACUAACAUAAAUAAGCAAACCCACUGUACACUGUAUUCCAAAUAUGUCUGUAGGUCUCCUGUGGUUUAUGUAUAUUUACAGCAAACAGUAAAACAGUCCCGUCACAAGCCUGUUUUUAGUUCAGUAAACUUGCUAAAAGUAUUAUGUAAUUCUCUGUCAGAAUUUUAUUCUUACUAAGUACCGUCACAGCCUCAUCGAUAUCUACUUUUAUUCUCAUAUACGUUAAGCAUGCACUGUUAAGACGAAACUGUACUAUACAACAGUAACUCAGUUAUCUUUGAUAGCAAACAGCUCCGGUCUCCUCUCCAGCCCCAACACGGCAAACUCAGCCGCAGCUCAGCUUGGCUGUGUGACGAGCAAGCGAAUGACAGUUCCUUCCGCCGAAGAAAAUAGUCCGCAAAGGCCAUUCAGUUUCUCUUAGGACAAAAAAAAACAAAAAAAAACGAUAUUUACAUUUACAAGACUGUUGUAAUAGUUCUUAACAUAUACAUUUCAUAAUGAUGAUAAUAACAAUAAUAAUGUAUGUCCCUGUUUGAAGUUAAGACCAUUUAGAUAAAUAUAUAGGUGGAUGAAUACCUGACAUUACAUUAGCACAGUGUCUUUGCUGCGUAGAAAGGGGAGUUGUUUUGGGAAGGAAAAAAAUAGCUCAGAAACAUUGCAUAGACGAACGCUGUUUGUUGUAUAAUUGUACUUUAUUUAGUAAAUAAGUAAAUAAAUAAAUAGUGUUUAGCAAUGCCGGGAAUGAUGGAAAAGGGAUCAGAAUACCUAGGGAAAGGACGGUCUAACGGAACAAAAAGUCCAUCUAACGCCCCAAAUGGACAUUUUUCAGAGGAGAGUGGCAGCGACGAUGAACACGAUGUUGGAAUGCGAGUGGGAUCAGAAUAUCAAGCGUGUAUUCCUGAAUUUGAUCCUGGUGCUACAAAGUACACAGAUAAAGAUAGUGGGGGAAUGUUGGUAUGGUCUCCAUAUCACACUAUUGUUGAUACUAAAUUGGAUGAAUAUAUUGUGAUAGCAAAAGAAAAGCAUGGAUACAAUGUUGAACAGGCUCUGGGGAUGUUAUUUUGGCACAAGCACAACAUUGAAAAGUCACUUGCUGAUCUCCCAAACUUCACACCUUUCCCUGAUGAGUGGACAGUGGAGGAUAAAGUUCUGUUUGAGCAAGCCUUCAGUUUUCAUGGGAAAAGUUUCCACAGGAUUCAACAAAUGCUGCCAGAUAAAACCAGUUCAAGUUUGGUGAAAUAUUACUACUCUUGGAAAAAAACAAGAUCCAGGACAAGUCUGAUGGACCGUCAGGCCAGAAAAUUAGCAAACAGCAAUAGUCAAGAAGAAAGUGACGAGGAGAUGGAAGAGGCAAAUCCAAACGAGGCAAAUGAUAGCGAUUAUGACCCAAGUAAAGAAACUAAAAAAGAGAGUCAUUCUGAACAGCCUGUCCAGAACAGUAAGAUUGGGUUGGGUCGAAGAGAGCACCAGAAUCUGCAGCAUCGCCACCAUUCACAGCGUUCCAAGUGCCGUCCUCCCAAAGGCAUGUACCUAACUCAGGAGGAUGUGGUAGCCGUUUCCUGUAGUCCCAGUGCAGCAAGCACUGUUCUUAGACAACUGGACUUGGAGCUAGUUUCAUUAAAACGACAGGUCCAAAAUGCUAAGCAAGUAAACGGUGUUCUAAAACAGAAGAUGGACACAGGUAUAGAUGACUACAGACUGCCUGAGUGUAACCAGAAAAUAAAUGCCAGAUGGACUACAGAUGAGCAGCUUCUUGCAGUACAAGGUGUCCGAAAGUAUGGGAAAGACUUCCAAGCUAUUGCCGAAGUUAUCGGUAAUAAGACCGUAGGUCAGGUAAAAAACUUCUUUGUAAACUAUCGUCGUCGAUUUAACUUGGAGGAGGUGCUGCAGGAGUGGGAGGCAGAACAGGGAACUCAGGCCCCCAACGGUGACACUGCUACCUCAGGGGAGGAGGGGAAGAACACUUUCAACACCCCGUCAGGGAAAAGUACCGACGAAGAGGAGGAGGAGGAGGAGGAGGAGGAGGAGGAGGAGGAGGCCUUGGUGAUGCCAUCUUCUGGUCCGUCUCCUCCAGCCCAAGUGUCUUCUGCCCUAGCUCCUGUAACACCUACAGCUUCGCUCAACCAGCCACCCCCCCUCCUCCGGCCAUCUCUCCCAGCCACUCCAGCUCUCCACCGGCAGCCUCCCCCAUUACAGCAGCAGACUCGAUUUCUUCAACCAAGGCCUACACUUAACCAGCCACCACCUCCGCUCAUCAGACCAGCCAAUCAAAUGCCACCCCGUCUGAACCCAAGGCCAGUCAUACCAACUGUCAGCGGACAGCAGCCACCAACACUGAUUGGAAUCCAGGCAGAAACACAGCCCUCCUCCCUGCACUGAAUACAUUGCAGUUGCAACGUUUUUUAUUUUUGUAUUUUUUUGUAUUUAAUUUUUUUUUUUUUUUUGAGACCAGAACUUUUGCAUAUGAAAUUGCAUAUAGUGUGUCUGAUUAAUUUACAGUUGUAGCUUCUGAGUUUGUAUGUUUAUUUGAAUAGACAGUUUUGUUUAAGCUAAGUGAACCUUGUAGAAAAGGUUCAUGUUAUCAAUGGAUAACAAUUUUAUUUGAGUUUUAAUAUUUGUCAUCAUCUUUUCUUGUCAUCAUUGCACUUAUUUGGAGUACAUUUUAUCAUCAGAUAAAUACAAAUAAGAAUAAGUAAUUUUAACAGUAAUUUCACUUGUGACCCUGUCUUUUAUUCAAAUGCUACACUAAUUUAUUAAGUAGGUGAUACAAAUUAGAACAGGUCCUAUUUUAGAAAUAUGUGUAUUUAUUGCAUUUUGAUUUGGAGAUUUAGCCAAAGGGGGCAACCAAAAGCUUUAUUUACUCUCAUGUAAUCUGUGCAACAAAGACACUACAAAGUUGAUAUGAUUUAUCUAAAGGCAUUAGUGAGACGUGUUUUUUAUGACGUGGAAUCAUUUUAUGCGAUGGGCAUAAGUAAUGUACACAGGAUUUCUUUUGGCAUGGCUUGGUUAAUUACUGUAUCAAAGAUGUUGUUUUCUGUACUACAGAACUAAUCAUUUGUCGUGUGUGUGUAUAUAAUCAGUUAUUUAUUUUUCUACUUGGAGCUAUUGACUGGACAUAUUUCGCAUUUAUGCGAGGAAUAAUUAUCACCAUAAAAGUGCACUUAAUUCCACAGAAGUGUUUUAAAAAAUAAAGUGUCUCGUAAAGAAAAGAGUAACAGCUGAAAAUAUUUGUCUGGUUGCUCUUAUCAAACUGGAAAAGAAAUAUGUAAGUCAUGGAUUUGUCAUUGUCAUUGAAGUAUUUAAAAGGGAGAAAAAAUGCUAGAAUUUUUUUAAAAGGUAAAAUGUUGUCAUUUACAUUCCCUUUGUAACUAUAGAGCUGUUUUAGAAGUAAGUUCCCAGUGCGCAUUAAUCGUGUGUGUAGAAUGAGAUGGGGUUGUUUUUUGUAUUAUUUUACUUUCCUUGUUUAAAUUUGUGUGCAGAGUGAUUCUGUAUUGAAUAGUUCAGGAAUGUGGGAUAGAGGGUUUUUUUUGGCUCUGUCAGGCUAUUUUGCUUACUUGACAAAGAAGUUCAAAAGAACAACCUGCUGAUCAACCACCCCCUCAUUGAGUAAAAGUAAUUUUUCACAAUGUUUUAAUCGUUGGUUUAGGCCCUGCAGGAUUUUUAGAAUUAAUCUUGAUACAUAAAGCAGCUGAAUUCAGGAAAGUUUAUCUAAUUUAAUGAUCAUGCACAAAUAAAUAAAACAUUUUUAACAACAAAAUAGGAUACAGAAAAAUUAGGGGAAUUAUUAGCAGUUACAUCUCAUUUGGUUUUCUGCUCCAGUGACCUUUGUGCUUUAAACACUGCAUGAAUUGUGUUUGCUGGUAUGAAUUCAAAGAAAAUGAAUCUGAGGGUUUUGACAGUGGCUUUGUAAUAUGUGCAUCUAAAAUGUGUCCUUGUUUUGUGGACGUGAUUAUGAUAUGUCCUAUAGGGUAGCAGUUAUUCAGGCAUUCUGUUGUCUUGCAGUUGUCCUAUUGUGCUAACUUUUUAUUUACCAAACGUUCAGUAUGAUACAAUUUUAGCGUAACAGAUGGAUAGAUAUUAAUUCUAACAACGUUUGCAGCAGUUUUAAAAGAAACUAGUUUUAACCAAAUAAGGACAUAAAAUGUGUACUGUGCUAAAGAAAACUGAUGUUUUUUUUAGCAUGUUAUGCAGUGUUAAAGUACAGUUUGGUAUGGUAUCUUAACAAAUGUGUUUUUCUUGUUUACUUCACUUUAUCAUUUUCAGUUUAUGUUAUUAAAUCCUUGACUAAAAGAUUAAAGAACCACUAUGGCCUCAAGAUACAUAUAUAGCUGUAAAUAUAUUGUCUAUGCCACACUGCCCCUAGUGGAUGCAAGACGUACAACACACGUUUUUCUUGUGUUUCUUAGUGAUGUAUUUAUUGCAUCCACUCGAGGGCAGUGUUGGAGGGGGGGACAGGCUAAUAGUCACAUUUUGGUGAAACUAAUGUACAGUUACAGCAUGAUUUUGAGAGCUCUGUUGAGGCCACAGCGGUGUUUGAAGUCUUCAAAAUGUUCACCUCUAUUGAAAUCCUAAUCCUAAUUUUUUGUAUCACGCUUGAAUAAAAAAAAAAUAGUCUACUGCAUUCUAUAUUUAAGUCUUUUUAAAGUUGUAAACUUUUUUUUAAACAGUAUGUGCUUGGUUAUUUUAUAAAUGUGUCUAUAUAAUUUAGUAUGUGUUGUGUUUUCAAAGAAACAUGCUUCAGUUGUAUGUUUUCUGUUUUAACUUAUAUUUAUGACUUUGCCAUUUAGUGUAAUUUUGUGUCAUAUCUUAAAUCCAGUUAACAAUAAUCUUACAGCUGAUAGUACAAAUCGUGGGGCAUUACAACUUUUUUGAUAACUUUGUGAUAUUUAGAUAAGAACUUUUUAGGCAACAGCAGCAGGUUAUUCUGUUUUACAUGUCCAUUGACGGUUUCCAUCGUUCACAUCUGCUGAAACUAGCCUUUCAGUUCACAACGGAACCUCUUUUUUUCUCAUUUUCAUUUCCAAAAGCAUGUUCCAAUGAUGGAUGGUUAUGAAACCAUUGACUAGUGCAGUGUGGGAUAUUUAGUCUGUGUUGUACCCUACUGUAAUCAUGUGGCAUUUUUAGUAUACAUCCUAACUUAACAUGACUUGAACAUGAAUUGAAGCUAGUAUGCUACAUAAUGGUUAUGCACCUACCUUUCUGUCCUUAGGGAAAGAGACUGCCAAGUCACUUUGAUUAGACUUUCUAGUACUGUGUUACUGAGUUUAAAGUGCUACUUUUAAGACUUUCCUGUACUGUAUGUAGAAAAUUGCACACAAAUUUUGAAAACCUCAACAUAUGUACUUGCAAUAUAGUAUAUGUUUGUACAUAAUGGAAGUUUUUUUUUUCAUUUAUUGUUAUGUACUUUGAUAGGUGUAAAGCAUUAAAAGUACCUAAUAUGUAAAUGGUAUGUUUGUGCAUGUAUAAACUGUCAUAGUUUAUUGCUAAUUGAUGGUUCAAGCAUUACAUGCUUGUUAUAAGCAUUAAAAUUCAGAAGUAGUCUG